CCACUGUAAAACUUUUUAUUAAAAGACCUACUGCGGGUCAAGAACUAAUUCCUAAAGUUCUAAAAUGGGCAACGGAAGAUGUUGAUAAUCCAGAUUUACGUGACCGAGGAUAUAUUUACUGGCGUUUAUUAUCAACAGAUCCUGUUACAGCUAAGACUGUUGUAUUAUCUGAUAAACCGCGAAUUUCUACUGAAAGUGAUAAUAUGGAACCUGCGUUGUUGGAAGAACUCCUCUUACAUAUUUCUAGCCUUUCAUCUAUAUAUCAUAAGUCACCUCAAACCUUUAUUCCAAAUAGUAAAACUCGGUAUUUAACCCACUCACCAGUUCUAAAUCGAAGGUAUCCCGGACAGCAACAACAGCCUAAUUUACUCGAUUCUGAUAUCGAUAAUUUAGCGUCAGGAUCUCUUGGAAUCAAUUCUAAUCCUUAUAAUGUGGACGUUGUCAAUAUCG
Dentiscutata heterogama is the source of this 450-nucleotide messenger RNA. NCBI's taxonomy places the organism in Eukaryota, Fungi, Glomeromycota, Glomeromycetes, Diversisporales, Gigasporaceae. The record is from the annotation of a GenBank genome assembly.